Molecule: messenger RNA, 294 nt
Organism: Clunio marinus
Lineage: Eukaryota; Metazoa; Arthropoda; Insecta; Diptera; Chironomidae
Source: the annotation of a GenBank genome assembly
AUGCUGAUGAUAACAAAAAUUCUUCGUUGGAGAAAUGUUGAACGGGCACAAUGUACUUUACAACAAAACACAAUAAAAACGGAGAGCAUUAUUAUCAUAUCCAUAUAUCCACAUGAACAGUCAUCUUAUAUAUAUUGCAUAUGGGAAAAGCAGUCGAUUCAACAAUUUCUACAUAGCGUAGCAUUGGAUGAAAAGCAGAAGAAAAGGCUGAGAGAUAUUGUUUCUGAUUAUUUAGAAAUUAGAAGAACAUCAAAUCAAUCAAAUGUGCAACGUGUGUAUGUAGAUAUUCAAUAA